AGCGUCCUAUGUAGGGGAAAUAACAGGUUAGCGGCACGAAAGGCCAGCCCAUUGGAGGUCUUCCUCUUCAGACUAAAUUUUUUAUGUGCAGAGAUACAGAAAGGUUGAUUAAGUAGCUUUAUUUAGCUAAAUUUGAAUACCGGAAAUAUCAAAAAUGAUUCGCUUCAUUCUGAUCCAAAACCGAGCAGGAAAAACCAGACUGGCCAAAUGGUACAUGCAGUUUGAUGAUGAUGAGAAGCAGAAGCUCAUUGAGGAGGUUCAUGCUGUAGUGACUGUCCGAGAUGCCAAACACACUAACUUUGUAGAGUUCAGGAACUUCAAGAUUAUCUACAGACGCUAUGCUGGUCUGUAUUUCUGUAUCUGUGUGGAUGUUACUGACAAUAACCUGGCCUACCUGGAGGGCAUUCAUAACUUUGUGGAGGUCUUAAACGAAUACUUCCACAAUGUGUGUGAAUUAGAUUUGGUCUUCAAUUUCUACAAGGUGUACACGGUAGUAGACGAGAUGUUCCUGGCUGGAGAGAUUCGAGAAACAAGCCAGACGAAGGUCCUGAAGCAGCUGCUCAUGCUGCAGUCACUGGAGUAGAGACGUCACUGAAUCACAGCCAUACACCACCGCAGCAGCAGCAGGAUCCUCUCGAAUCUGCUGAAAGCCAGUCUAUAUUGUUUCUGUGUAUAGAUGUUGUCACUGAUAUAUAUAACCCAACAUUUCAGCCUCUUAAAGCUGUGCUAUGUAAGAUUUUAAGAGUGUGAGUGUUUAAAAGCUUUAUGAUACUGAGAAAGAUGACUGAAUGCAGUUGAAGAAUGAAAAGCCUGGUAUGAAAGCUUGCACCUGAUUUCUUCAACUGCCUUUUCAGACAUUCAGGUGUAUGAAUAAUGUUUUUUUUUUUUUUUUUUUUCCCCAGUUAAGACCCAAUUCAGUGAUCCCUAUCAAUUCACUACAGGAGUAUAAAUGUUUUCAAUGUCUCAUAACACCUUACAUAGUAUAACUUUACAGUUUUUAAGUCUUGUAGGAAGGUCUCAAAAUGGCACUGCCUAUUUUGCUCUUUCUUGAUGCAUUCAGUUUAUAAUUCAAUGAAUUUCAAGAUUGGACAUGCAUUUUUGUGAGGCCGCUGUAGUCAGAAUUGUCUCAGUUUUUUUCUCCGGUUGAAUUUUUAUGUUGCAAGGUUAGAAUUUUGCCACAAACGUGUGUGAACGAUUUGUCCCUGCCCAUUAACACAUUAACACUAAACUGCUGAAUAACCAGCAGGAUAAAUAAAACUGGAAUUUCUGAUAAACUAUUGGAGCCCUGUAUAAAAUCAUGUAUAAAAAGAAGAAAAACACACUUUCACACCAUUAGUUCUGGGAAUUUUUGUAUUGUGUGUGUAUAUACAUUAUAUAGCUAUAUCUAUCUCCAUGUGUUUUAGGUCAAUCAUACAAUCUGAAACUACGAGCUUCAUUCCAGUAGGCAAAUGUCUCUCUGUUUUUGCUUAGUUACCAGUACCAACAUGCACACAGUCAAACCCAAACUGUUCAGCGUUAGCCCACUGGCUAUAUGAACAUCUAAGACACCUUGAAGAAGUUGAGCUAUUAGCAGUAAUUGUGGCGUGUUUGCUGAAUGAACAAAGGCACACAGUGAUGGGGAGCUUGUUUAGCCAGCAAGGCUGAACAGAUCUUACAGCACUCACAGGGAACAUACACAACAAAAGACUGCAUCUACUUUUUAUCUCCAAAUUCUGUGGCUCUGCUCCCAACUAGCGCUUCCAUAGCAACAGCUCUGGUCAGCCUCGAGCCUCUUUGGACUGGUUUUCUGGAUUCCGAUUAAGCUUAGACCUGGACCAUUACAUGCAAGAAAUAACCAUUCCUUAGUACUUUUAGCUCUGGACUAGGCUUAAUCAGAAUCUCUGAUUCUGCUCCAUUACAUGUUUAAAGUUUUUAAUCUGUCUUAAUUUUUAUCUUUUCAAUGUCAUUUUUCAUUGUUCUUUUUGUUUUCAUCUGAAAGAUAUUAUGCACUUGUCCUUGUGAGAUUGCGGAGUGAAGGUAAUGUGUUUUUAUUCUUUGUUCAGAUCAAUAUGUACCCAUAAAAAAGGAAAGAGAAAUAAAAGUAGCAAAAUUA
Pangasianodon hypophthalmus (striped catfish) is the source of this 2092-nucleotide messenger RNA. RefSeq names its product adaptor related protein complex 2 subunit sigma 1 (gene ap2s1). Gene Ontology annotation, biological process: intracellular protein transport; clathrin-dependent endocytosis. The coding region runs from base 155 to 583 and encodes 142 amino acids. Gene Ontology annotation, molecular function: clathrin-cargo adaptor activity. The transcript is spliced from 5 exons. Gene Ontology annotation, cellular component: membrane coat; intracellular membrane-bounded organelle; AP-2 adaptor complex. Lineage: Eukaryota; Metazoa; Chordata; Actinopteri; Siluriformes; Pangasiidae. The record is from RefSeq and is a predicted model, not a curated record.